AUGUCUCCUCCGAAUACCGGUGAGCCCAUUCAAAUCAUCUCGACCAAGCAUUUAGACAAGCAGGAAUACCAACCGUACGUGCGACGCUCUAAACCCAAGAAGGACGAUGCGAAGGACAGCGAGUCCUUUCAGAAAAUAGUCUGGAGAAACGUCCUGAUAUUCGUGGUCCUUCACAGCCUCGCCCUCUAUGGCAUUUGGCUCAGCCUCAGCGGGCAAGUCACCUGGAAAACAUUGCUAUUCAGUUUGGUGUACCUAUCGGGCGCCAGCACGGGCGUGACGGGCGGCGCCCACCGCCUCUGGUCGCACAAAACCUACAAAGCCAAACUCCCGUUCAGAAUCUGGCUGAUGCUCUGGCAAACCGCCGCCCUGCAGAACGACAUCCACGAGUGGAGCCGCGACCACCGGGCCCACCACAAGUUCACCGACACCGACGCCGAUCCGCACAACUCCAACCGCGGCUUCUUCUUCUGCCACAUCGGCUGGCUGAUGAUGAGGAAGCACCAGGACGUCAUCGCCAAAGGCAAGGCCAUCGACAUGAGCGAUAUAGAAGCCGAUCCCGUGGUGAUGUGGCAGAGAAAAUAUUACGUUCCAUUGGUUGUGGUGUUAACGUUUCUGCUGCCCACUUACAUCCCGGUGUACUUUUGGAACGAAAACCUCCGCACCUCCUUCUACGUUUGCAUCGCCCGGUACGUCCUGCAAUUGAACGGGACCUGGUGCGUGAACAGCGCCGCCCAUCUAUGGGGCGGUCGACCCUACGACGGAUCGAUCAAUCCACGGGAGAACGUGUUCGUCUCCACCAUAGGCUACGGCGAGGGGUGGCACAACUACCACCACACCUUCCCGUGGGACUACAAGGCGGCGGAGCUGGGGAACUACCGGCUGAAUUUCACCACGGCGCUGUUGAAUUUCAUGCGGUACGCGGGCCAGGUGUACGACCUGAAGACGGCCAGCGCGGAGAUGAUCAGGAAGAGGGUGGCGAGAACGGGGGACGGCAGCUGGAGCAACGGGCCGAAGAUCGAGGAGGCGGGGGACGAGGCGCAGGCGAAGGUGGAGGGGCACCAUCACAAGGACAUGGUGUGGGGAUGGGGCGACAAGGACAUGGCCGAGGAGGAGAUGGAGGACGUGAGGGCGUUCAAUAAUCUGAUGGAGGAUUAG
Phyllotreta striolata is the source of this 1155-nucleotide messenger RNA. The record is from the annotation of a GenBank genome assembly. Lineage: Eukaryota; Metazoa; Arthropoda; Insecta; Coleoptera; Chrysomelidae.